This is a messenger RNA of Olea europaea var. sylvestris, 876 nucleotides long. RefSeq names its product actin-related protein 2/3 complex subunit 4. Gene Ontology annotation, cellular component: Arp2/3 protein complex; actin cytoskeleton. The record is from RefSeq and is a predicted model, not a curated record. NCBI's taxonomy places the organism in Eukaryota, Viridiplantae, Streptophyta, Magnoliopsida, Lamiales, Oleaceae. Gene Ontology annotation, molecular function: actin filament binding. Bases 97 to 606 code for a protein of 169 amino acids. Gene Ontology annotation, biological process: Arp2/3 complex-mediated actin nucleation; actin filament polymerization. The transcript has 8 exons.
AAGACGGGAACACAAGCAAAUUGUUUAAUUAAAACAAAAUUAUUUGCUUACACGCCAGUGAUCGUAGAUCUACCUAUCUCUUUGCAAGCUCAAUUGAUGGCGAACACAUCGCGAUUAUAUUUAACUUGCAUUCGGAACACUCUUGAAGCCGCGAUGUGCCUGCAGAAUUUUCCUUGUCAAGAAGUUGAAAGGCACAACAAACCGGAAGUAGAACUGAAGACCAGUCCCGAACUUUUACUUAAUCCUGUGUUGAUCUGUAGAAAUGAGGCUGAGAAAUGUUUGAUAGAAACAUCUAUAAAUUCUCUGCGCAUUAGUCUUAAGGUAAAGCAGGCAGAUGAACUUGAAAACAUACUGACGAAGAAGUUCCUUAGAUUUUUAUCAAUGAGAGCAGAAGCAUUUCAAGUGUUAAGGAGAAAGCCAGUACAGGGUUAUGACAUAAGUUUUCUUAUAACUAAUUACCACUGUGAAGAGAUGCAAAAGCAGAAACUCAUAGAUUUUAUUGUGCAGUUCAUGGAGGAUAUUGAUAAAGAAAUAAGUGAAUUAAAAUUAUCCGUGAACACAAGAGGGAGGCUGGUUGCUACAGAGUUUCUGAAGCAAUUCAUCUGAAGACAUGGUUUCUACAAGUCUGAAAUUGAGUUAUGUUCUUGAGAAUAUAUGAAAUGUUUGGUAGCGUAGCACAAUCUGGGAAAUGAAGUUCUUGAGAUUUGACACAUGGAGCUAAUAAAUCUGGUCGUGUAAAUUGAAUACAUUUUAGUUUAUAGGUUUUCAUUUCCCACACAGCUUGUGAUUAAUAGAUUUGAAUUUCUGUUAUCGUGAAGUCUUUGCAUGAAAUGCUCAAGUUGGUACACGGUUAUUCAUAUUCUACCUUGCCGAAGA